AUGGCGGCACUUCCGCCGUCCAAUUUUGGACCCGAAUCGUUGCAGUACUCCACAGAAUCCGACCCGUCUCAAAUGGAAUUCAUGCGCGUUGAAAGUGGCGCCGCUGCCGAAAGCACUAGCACCGGAGAAGGCAACUUCGUGCCCCGCCCCAAGCGCAUCGCAUGUGUUGUCUGUCGGAGAAGGAAACUAAGGUGUGAUGGGAGACGACCAAGUUGUGGGACUUGUUCACGUCUGGGGCAUGAAUGCUCUUACGACGAAGUGCGCAAGAAGAGUGGUCCGAAACGGGGAUAUGUCAAACAGCUUGAAGCCCGAUUAGCUCAAGUAGAGACUCUUCUCAAAGGCCAGGAUCCAGAACCAAUCCAACGAACCUCCCCAUCUCGACCAUUGGAGAAUGCAUUCACAGCACCCAUCGCCGAUGAAUCUAUACUGGACCUGCCUGAGCUCUCGGACCUAGGAGGUAUUGGAGGUAACAUGGAUAACUCCUUCUCAUCUUUGGCAGGCGCAGGUCAACCAAGUCAAAUGUUAUAUCCUUCGCAGCCCACUACUCAGGGUGGAGGCAACCCUCAAUGGGACUUGAUCAGUUUAGGACUGGAGGAGCCUCUUCCUUCACAGGACGUGAUUGAUGAACUGGAAGCUUUAUUCUUUGAGAAAAUCUAUCCAACAAUGCCCAUCAUCCACCGCCCACGUUACUUUGCAGCCCUGACUCUCGCCCCUAAUAUGCGGCCACCGAUCUGCCUGCGAUACAUUAUAUGGUGCAAUGCCGCAUCUGUCAGUGACAAAUACUUCUUUCUGCAUAGUCAUUUCUACCAACGGGCACGCAAAUAUGCCGAGCUGGACGAAAUGAAAGGAUUCGGAGAGAACAUCGUCAGUUUAGCACAUUGCCAAACAUGGAUAUUUAUCGGCACAUACGAAUUCCGAAUGAUCUUCUUCCCACGAGCUUGGCUGAGCGUUGGUAAAGCUGCAAGACUAGCACUGAUGCUGGGGUUGAAUCGGCUUGAUGGUGUUGGUCUCGACGUGAAACAAUCCAUUUUACCACCGAGGGAUUGGACAGAGCGCGAAGAACGCAGAAGAGUCUUCUGGGCCGCAUUUUCCACGGAUAGAUAUUCGAGUGUUGGAACCGGGUGGCCCAUUCUUAUUGAUGAGAACGAUAUCAGGACCAACCUUCCCGCAUCCGAAGAAUCUUUUACCAAGAGCAAGCCACAACGAACACUUCAUCUGAACGACAUCAUCACUGGAGAGGGUGUUGCUACGCUAGCACCUUUUGCAUACGUGGUGGUUUUAGCAAGCCUCUUCGGUCGUAACCUCGUACACAUCCAUCGACCUCAACCCCAAGACAACGAUCAUGACCUCAAUGGAGAGUUUUGGAAGCGCCACAGAAGUCAUGAUAAUAUUCUUCUGCAUAUUUCGCUCUCCUUGCCUGAUCAUCUUCGACUCCCAAGUGGUAUGUCGGACGUGAACGUCAUUUUCGCCAACAUGAGCAUUCAUACUUCCACCAUAUGUCUUCACCAAGCGGCAAUAUUCAAAGCCGAAAAAAAUAAGAUGCCGAAUCAGAUUACGACAGAAAGCAAGCGUAGAUGCCUUGUCGCCGCGAACCAAAUUUCAAGUACCAUGAAGAUGAUCAGCCACGUUGAUUUAACAAAUUUGAAUCCUUUCAUGUCAUUUUGUCUCUAUAUUGCUGCUCGUGUCUUUGUGCAGUAUCUCAAAUCCCGGCCAGAGGACUCUAGUGUUCAGUCCUCAUUGCAAUUUCUCGUCUCCGCUCUGAACGCCAUGAAGAACAAAAACCCUCUAACUGAGUCCUUCCUUGUUCAAUUGGACGUUGAUCUUGACGGAACUGGCAUUCGCGCUUUGAACGAUAGACAGAAAAUGUCUGCUGCACAUUCAAUGGUACAAUCAUACUGCCAUGAAAAUGUCGAAUGUACACCUAUGUACGACGUCCGCCAGUCACAAGGGACCGCGCAUAAUCAGUCUCCUCAAUACAGUAUCAAUCGCGGUAGCAAUCAACAGCCUAUGCCUACCGGUUCGACGACGUCUCUCCCUAGCCGGAACAGGGACUCAGUGACACAGCUUAACGCAGGGUCGGACUUUCAUGGUGAGGAAAUGCGUCAUUUUUCGAGAAAUUCCACUCAAGCCGGACCCCCAGGGGCCAUUAUCGAUAUGGACAUGGAUUUUCCACCUGAUUUUGGCAACCUCAGCGAUAAAAACAACCCACCAUCUGAUCAUCCCACCCCUUCAACCAUGAAUUCAUCCUCCAACACUUCUUAUUCGAUCAGCGGUGCUGACGACCCAUCACCCGGAAACAAGCAUCAAAAGACAAACUCGGUAUAUCCGAGUCAGGGGUCGGCUCCGUCCUUUGACAAGGUCAAUCCAAACAUAAUGUCACAAGGAAACCCAAACCCACAGGCUACUGAUUUGGGUUCCAUGGCUGGUCAGUUUUAUCCAAACAGUUCUGGUAGCCCAUCGCUUCCUACAGGAGCGUCGGGAAUCUUUUCCAUACCCUCUGCGUGGGACCUUCCCAACCCAGACCCAGAAACGGGCAAUGAGGACUUUGGAAAUCUAAACAUGGAUACUUUCAGUGAAGCCCAAUGGGCUCAGAUGCUGAAUAGCCAAAUCCAGAGCGAAAAUGGGACCAACGCUGGCUGGCAGAACUGGCGACCAUCAUGA
Molecule: messenger RNA, 2661 nt
Organism: Penicillium griseofulvum
Lineage: Eukaryota; Fungi; Ascomycota; Eurotiomycetes; Eurotiales; Aspergillaceae
Product: putative C6 transcription factor Prf
Exons: 6
Coding region: 1-2661 (886 amino acids)
Biological process (GO): DNA-templated transcription; regulation of DNA-templated transcription
Cellular component (GO): nucleus
Molecular function (GO): DNA binding; DNA-binding transcription factor activity, RNA polymerase II-specific; zinc ion binding
Source: RefSeq, a predicted model, not a curated record